AUGAAAAAGAUAGUGUUUAUCAUUUCCAUCGUGGCAACCAUCAACCAGCGUGCUGAUGGCUUUGUGUCGCCACGGUCAUCAUGCAAAUCAAGAACAUCAGCUGUGGGAUCGGCAGGAUCAAAAUCUGACGAAAAGGCUGACUUUGUCAACGACUUUUGUCAAGGCACCAACGAAUUCUGGAAGAAAUUGGUGAUUCAGCCUGUCAAAGACUAUGUUCAAAUACAGCCAGCUGGGACAGCUGAUCGAGAUCCACUUUCCAAAUUGACUGCGGCCCCCGAAGUCCCUGGUAUUCCUCGACCCGUCUGGCUGACAAUUCUUGGGUCAGUUCCAACAGCAUUGGGAUGGUAUGGCUACUACAAGUUCAGUGUCGAAGAGGAAUUGUUCCAAUAUGAGCUUCAAACAGAAGGGAAAGUGACUGGAUGUGGAGGAUAUGGCACCCUGUUUCCUUUCGUCUUUGGAGUGCUUAUUGGAUUUCCGUUGAAGCUCCUCGAUAUUGAAAUAGGAGACACCAUAGUGGAGGCAGCCGCAUUGUGGAUCUUGCUUGGUCAAGUGAAUCUCUAUCGCCGCGUAAAUGAACUCUGUUCGGAAGUCGAAGAACUCGGAGAGGAACCCCUCCAUGCUUGGUGGGCGUUGUUGCCGCCACCAUUGGAUGUUGUCGUUGGUUUGCGGCAAGUUCAUUUCUUGAGCGAAUACUGGCGGAUAACGAGAGAGGAACCCCCUGAAAAGGAUGUCAUUGCGCAAGAAUUAUUCCCCUUCAUCAGUGCCCCACGCUUUACGCUAAAGAAAUUUUUCCGUACUCCAUCCAUGUGGUUCUGGUUUACUUCUGAUGUGCCAGAUUUCGAAUUCGAAGUCCUACAAGAGUAA
This is a messenger RNA of Cylindrotheca closterium, 864 nucleotides long. Lineage: Eukaryota; Bacillariophyta; Bacillariophyceae; Bacillariales; Bacillariaceae. The record is from the annotation of a GenBank genome assembly.